AUGUCAAAUGCAUGGAGAUGUGAAGCUUGCUUAGUUAUGAACUCAGAAGAUGCAUAUGAAUGUGUGUGUUGUAUGCAGAAAAGAAAUAUAAAUAUUGAAGAUAAUGCAAAUACUGCUACUGUAACUUCUAGUACUAUAGAUUCUAAUAAUAAUGAUAAUAUAAAUAAUAGUGAAAAAAAAAAAAAUAAUAAUAAUAAUAAAAAAUUAACUAAUAAUGAAAAAGCAAAAUCAAGUGAGGAAAGCAUAACAAAAAAUAAAAAUACAAAAGUUAAGAAGAAUGCUACAAAUAUACUAAAAGAUACUAAAAAGAAAGAAAAAAAUAACGUAAAUGAAAAUGUAAGUAAGCUAGAAGGAGGAGGCUUCAUGCCAUCUGUUAAACCAGCAGAUAACCAUGAAUCCAGCAAAAGUAUUUUUUUAACAGGAAUUGAUAAUACAUCUACUCCCAUUGUUACUACUACUAGUAAUAAACAAAAAAAGGAAUUAAAAAAUAAUUUGGAAGAAAAAAAUAAAGUUAUGGAAAAAAAUAAAGUUAUAGAAAAAAAUAAAGAGAAAAAAAAAAUAGAGAGCAAUGAAAAAGGCAGUAAUAAAAGAAUACAACCAGCAAGAAAAUGUACACAGAAAAAAAUAUGUUAUAAAACUUAA
Messenger RNA from Plasmodium gallinaceum, 642 nucleotides. RefSeq names its product conserved Plasmodium protein, unknown function. The transcript has a single exon. The coding region runs from base 1 to 642 and encodes 213 amino acids. The record is from RefSeq and is a predicted model, not a curated record. Lineage: Eukaryota; Apicomplexa; Aconoidasida; Haemosporida; Plasmodiidae.